AUGAGGUUCUGUAAUUGUCGUUAUGUUAUUGCAUUAAUGGGAUUUAUCAACCUUGUUCUGGUUUACAUGAUGAGAGUCGACCUAAAUGUUACAAUACUCGCUAUGGUUAAUGAUACUGUUGACAAAAGUCCCACAAAUGAUACUUCAUUUGUUUGUGCUAACGUCUCCAAUAAUUUAAUUGGUAUGAAAACCGAGAGUAAUACCGUAGAGUUCAACUGGAAUAGACUGACUCAAGGAUUGAUACUAGGAGCGUUUUUCUGGGGCUAUAUUUUAACUCAAAUACCAGGUGGCAUCUUGGCGUUUCGUUUUGGUCCUAAAUGGGUUAUCUUUUCAAGUUUAUUCGGAUGUGCUAUAACAGAAUUUUGUUUACCUAGUGCAGCACGUAUUCGUGCUGAAUUGUUAAUUGCUUUACGUGUAAUACAAGGUCUUCUUCAGGGUGUAGUAAUGCCGAAUAUAGGCUGUUUAAUUGGUAAUUGGUCACCGCCAAAUGAAAAAAGUCGAUUUACUGCAUUUGUUUUCUCAGGUUUAAUAUUUGGCGCUGUUAUUGGCCAAUCUUUGGCCGGUGUAAUUUCACAACCAAGAUUAAUUCAUUCUACUGAUUCAACAACUUAUGUUUCCUAUUGGCCUUAUGUUCAUUAUACUAAUGGUGUAAUUGCUGUAAUCUUCUCCGUAAUAUGGAUUCUUUUAGUAUUCAAUAGUCCUAGUCAACAUCCAUGGAUUAGUGAAAGUGAAAAACAAUAUCUGUUAUCAUCAUCAAUAAAUAAUUAUUCAAAAAAGGAUAAACAGUCAGAAAGAAUGACAAAUGGUAGCACGAAUCCGGCUGACUCUACAAGUUUAGAUAAUAUUUCAGUUGAAUCAAGGGUUUUACAAAAAAAUCCAGUCCCAUGGCGGCAGAUAUUUCAAUCAGGUCCAGUUUGGUCAAUUCUCAUUUGUCAUGUUUGUUUUAACUGGUCGUUUUAUUCGUUAGUAACAUCUAUGCCUACUUAUUUGUUUCGCGUUCUUGGAUUCAGUAUGACUGAAAAUGGUCUCUUGUCAUCGAUUCCGUAUAUUACACAAUCGAUUGUUAGUUUACUUGUUGCCUAUGUAUCCGAUUUUCUAAUUGUUAAACAAUUUCUACCCACCACUUGGAUACGUAAAUUCAAUAAUAUUAUCGCUCUAGGUGGCCUUGGUUUAAGCUUAAUCUGUGUCAGUCUAGUUGGAUGUAAUCGAACAGCUGCGGUUACUUUAUUCUCUGUUACAGUUGGUUUAAUGGGAUUUUCUUUAGCUGGCUAUGGAUCAAAUGCAUUGGAUUUAGCGCCACUUUACAAUGGCAAUAUAAUUUCAAUAACCAAUACUGCUGGUACUCUACCAGGUAUAUUUGGACCACUUGUAGUCGGUUAUGUAACAAAAAAUAGUUCAAGUAUUCAGAAUUGGAUGAUUGUUUUUUCUAUAGCAGCAGGAAUAGCAUGGUUUGGUGCGCUAAUGAAUUUAUGGUUGACAAGCGGUGAAAUUCAACCAUGGGGUCGAUUAAUUUACACAAAAAACAUGAAUAACAAUCAUAAUAAUAAUAAUAAUAAUAGUAAUCAUUUAUUGAAUGGAAAAUCUUUAGUAACUAUUUUUACUUCACAACCAUGUCAAAAUAUUGUUGUCAGUAAUAGUGAAGACCAAUGAUGAUGAUAUAUGGAUGAAUUUUGAUGCUGAAUUACUAUUCGUUAAACAUUGUUUGUUCAAUUGGUUCUAUUUCAAGAACUAUGUUCAUUUCUGAUUAGCUUUUUUUCAAAAUUAUCGAUAAAUUAACAUGAAAAAAAAAUUUGAUCCCAAUUAUUGUUCUUGUUUUUCUUUUUUGUGCAUUAUUAUUCUCAAUCUUUUGAACAGUUCGAUUUGUUAUGAAUUAUUGGUACAGAUUCACCCUUUUUUUUGCUUAUAUCAUACUUUGAUAUUGAUAAAUAAUCAAUCAUUUUUUUAACAUGUAUAUAUACUACAUCUUAUAAGAUUUAAUUUAUUUUUCUGACAAAAAAAAAGCAAAUCAGUUAGCUAUAACUGUUAAGUUUUAGAAUCAUAAACAAAUGUUAUAUUUAAUCCCUUUAACUAUGUAUGUGAUAACAAGUGACGAGUGACAAAAAAAUUAUCCCCAUGUAAUGCCCAUAUCAACUGAUCAGAUUUAAGUUUUAUUUAUACUUAAAAAUUAUUGCAUACCUCUAUUCGUGUAUACCUUCUACCUAUUUGUUCUUGUCAUUCAAAACACAAUGUAAGCUUUUCAAAUCAUUCCUUCCAUUAAAACAUAACAUGUUUCAGUUUGUUAUAAAGGAGAUAAACUCUUAUCUAAAAUCAGAUACAAUCAUACAACUUUUUUUUAUUGUUUACUGAUUAUAAUUUUUUGAUACUUAUCAAGUUUAUGCAUUCCUUUUUUUUAAAAAAAAAUGUAGUCUUCCAGAUGAUUGAUUUUGUUGAUUAGAUCUAAUCGGAUCCGUUCUGUUUGUUUUCGUUGUCAAUUUCAAUAAUAUAUUAUGAGUCUAAUCUUUUCCUGAUUUAUAAAAAGCUUUAUUUGUACUUUUUUAUUCAUCUAUUAUAAAGUGGCUAUUUUUUGGCAAAUAUAUAUACGCAUUACGGGG
Molecule: messenger RNA, 2591 nt
Organism: Schistosoma turkestanicum
Lineage: Eukaryota; Metazoa; Platyhelminthes; Trematoda; Strigeidida; Schistosomatidae
Source: the annotation of a GenBank genome assembly